Molecule: messenger RNA, 1013 nt
Organism: Megalops cyprinoides (Indo-Pacific tarpon)
Lineage: Eukaryota; Metazoa; Chordata; Actinopteri; Elopiformes; Megalopidae
Product: germ cell-specific gene 1-like protein
Exons: 5
Coding region: 48-962 (304 amino acids)
Cellular component (GO): plasma membrane
Source: RefSeq, a predicted model, not a curated record
UAUUGAAAGGCAGGAUUAGAGGCUUUUCACUUUGCCGUCCCUUCAUAAUGGGGAUAGACCGGCGGCGGAGAGCCUCUCUGGCGCUCACCUUGAACUUCAUCGCCCUGCUGUUCGCCGUGUCCGCUCUCACUACCAGCUACUGGUGUGAGGGCACCAGGAAAGUGGUCAAGCCUUUCUGCACAGGGCCCGUCACUCUCAAGCAGCCCUACUGCAUUCGGUUCAACAGCUCCAACCUGAACGACAGUCGGCUGGUCCAGUACAUCUGGGAGACUGGGGAGGACAAGUUCCUCCUGAGAAAGUUCCACACCGGCAUCUGGUUCUCCUGUGAGCAGAAUGUCAACAUGAUCGGUGAGAACUGCAGAAGUUUUUUAAACAUUGCACCUUCACAUGAAAGAGGUGUCCUGUGGCUUUGCAUCGUGGCUGAAUGUCUCUACAUCGUGCUGCUGUCCACCGGUGGGAUCCUCAUGUCGAUAGAAGUCUGUCACUACGGCAAUGUCAUUGAUGGCCUCAAGCUGAAUGCCUUCGCUGCGAUAUUUACUGUCCUGUCAGGCCUUUUAGGAAUGGUGGCUCACAUGAUGUUCACUACAGCCUUCCAGUUAACAGUGAGUCUUGGGCCUGAAGACUGGAAGCCCCAGACCUGGGACUACAGUUGGUCUUACAUUUUGGCAUGGAGCUCCUUCACUGCCUGCAUGGCCUCUUCGGUGACAACAAUCAACAGGUACACAAAGACUAUUCUGGAGUUCAAACAUAAACGGAGGAACAUAGAGAAGAACCUGAAAAUCAAGCAGAAGCUGUUGGACCUGGAUUCGCCGGACCAGGUGUGGGAUAUGUACAUCAGCUCCAUGCCCAGCACAGCCGAGGAGCUCCUGGAUCUCUCCAGCAAUGGCCGCAAGUUGUCCAACGCCUCCGUCUUCCUGGAUCUGAAUGAUUUACCUGACCCACAGGUGGAGGAGUACUGCUGAGGUCCCAGUGGGUUCGACCUCUGUCCGGGACUGCCGCUUUCUCACCUGUCA